UUUAGUAUCAAGAAGGAGUGAUCUUAUUGUUUCUAAUUUUAACAAUUUUCUUUCUGUGACCGACGGCACGUUUUGAAUUGCGACUCAAUAAUCAAAACUGUUUCUGUAAUUCUUUGUUUUCUCAGGAAACAAACACCGUCUUUUCUUCCGCCAUUGCCACCCUGUUCUCUCACUCCUCUUCUCACAUUAACUAGUGUGAAAGAAAACUCUCGAUGAAUCCACCAAAUGAAACCCUGGAUGAUUUCUCUCAAUUCCCUCUUCCCCAUUUUACUCUCACUCCUCCCUUACCAAAUCCUACCUCUAUUCCUAAUUUCCAUCCAAUCCCAAUCCUUAACCCGAAUGCCGCUCCUCCUCUCAAUGAUCAUCUAAUUUCCUUUCCAACCCCCAAAAAACGACGACGCGGCCGACCUCAACGCAGUGGCGCGACGUCGGCGUAUCAGUUCCUUACCUUCACCAAUGGCUCCUUCAGCCCCAACCUCCCGAACUCUAAUCCUAACCUUGACCUUAAUUCAAUAACCUCAUCAUCAGCGGCGACGGAACAAACUACACAACCCAAAAUUGACGACGAGAUCAUUGUGAUCAGUAAGGAAUCAACGGCAGAGGCUCUCACCGCUCUUUCUGCUGGAUUCCCUGCAGAUUCCCUCACCGAGGAAGAAAUUGAUUUCGGCGUCAUUUCCUCCAUUGGUGGCAUCGAGCAGGUAAAUUAUAUUCUCAUUCGAAAUCACAUUAUUGCAAAAUGGCGCGAAAAUGCAUCCAAUUGGGUGGCUAAAGACAUGUUUGUUGAUUCUAUACCGAAACAUUGUAGCACGAUUUUAAAUUCUGCAUAUAAUUAUUUAGUUACGUAUGGAUAUAUAAAUUUUGGGAUUGCCCCUGCAAUUAAGGAAAAAAUUCCUGCGGAACCGACUAGAAGUAAUGUGGUUAUUAUUGGUACCGGGUUAGCAGGACUGGCUGCGGCUAGACAGUUAAUGAGGUUUGGGUUUAAGGUGACGGUUCUGGAAGGGAGGAAACGAGCCGGCGGGAGGGUUUAUACAAAGAAGAUGGAGGGAGGGAAUAGGGUGAGUGCAGCUGCUGAUUUAGGUGGGAGUGUGUUAACAGGUACCUUGGGGAAUCCGUUAGGGAUUCUGGCGAAACAAUUGGGUUCUUCUCUUUUUAAGGUGAGGGAUAAAUGUCCACUUUACAGGACAGAUGGGAGUCCGGUGGAUCCGGAUAUGGAUAUGAAGGUGGAGAUGGCCUUUAAUAGGCUUUUGGAUAAAGCUAGCGAGCUUAGGCAGUUGAUGGGGGAGGUUUCUAUGGAUGUUUCACUUGGGGCUGCAUUAGAGACAUUUAGAGAGGUUUAUAGGGAUGCAGUGACUGAAGAAGAGAUUAAUUUGUUCAAUUGGCAUCUUGCAAAUUUAGAAUAUGCAAAUGCCGGAUUGGUUUCAAAGCUUUCACUUGCAUUCUGGGACCAAGAUGAUCCAUAUGAUAUGGGAGGGGAUCAUUGUUUCUUGCCUGGAGGAAAUGGAAGGUUGGUUCAAGCUCUGGCCGAGAAUGUGCCUAUUUUGUACGAAAAAACUGUGCAUACUAUCAAUUAUGGCAAUGAUGGAGUGCAGGUUAUGACAGGAAGUCAGGUGUAUGAAGGUGAUAUGGCAUUAUGUACGGUACCUCUCGGAGUUCUAAAGAGUGGGUCAAUCAAGUUUGUCCCAGAGUUGCCUCAGAGGAAGCUUGAUGGAAUAAAGAGGUUGGGAUUUGGGUUAUUGAACAAGGUUGGAAUGCUUUUUCCUUAUGUAUUUUGGGGUACAGACUUUGAUACCUUUGGGCAUCUUACUAAUGAUCCAAGCCGUCGAGGGGAGUUUUUUCUGUUCUAUAGCUAUGCAACAGUUUCCGGUGGUCCUCUAUUGCUUGCUUUAGUAGCAGGAGAAGCUGCACACAGGUUUGAGAGUCUGCCUCCUAUAGAUGUUGUGGCCCAGGUUCUCCAAAUUCUCAAGGGUAUAUAUGAACCACAGGGUAUCACUGUCCCCGAGCCCCUCCAAACUGUCUGUACCAGAUGGGGUGGUGAUCCCUUCAGCCUAGGUUCAUACUCUAAUGUUGCAGUGGGAGCAUCCGGGGAUGACUAUGAUAUAUUAGCUGAAAGUGUGGGGGACGGAAGACUUUUCUUUGCAGGGGAGGCCACUACAAGGCGAUACCCUGCCACCAUGCAUGGAGCUUUUCUUACUGGACUUCGGGAAGCUGCAAAUAUGGCUCAAUAUGCAAAGUCUCGGACUGCAAAGAAAAAGAUCAACAGGAGUCCAUCAAGUAAUGCUCAUUCUUAUGCUUGUGCCCUUAUGGAUUUAUUCAGAGAGCCUGAUCUAGAAUUUGGGAGUUUUUCUGUUAUUUUUUGUCAAAAGAAUGCUAAUCCGAAGUCACCAGCCAUUCUAAGGGUGACAAUUAGUGAGCCCCGAAAGAAGAAUCUGGAAAGCUCAAAGACAGAUCAGCAACAUUCGAAUCAGGUGCUUUUUCAGCAGCUCCAAUCACAUUUUAAUCAGCAACAACAGUUGCAUGUUUAUACAUUGUUAUCAAAGAAACAGGCAUUUGAGCUGAGAGAAGUGAGAGGUGGUGAUGAGAUGAGGUUGAACUAUCUGUGCGAAAAGCUGGAGGGUUUGGGACCUACUGCCGAUUCCAUCAUUGCUUCUAUUAAAGCACAAAAGGGCGUUCGAAAACCUUCUUCAACUCCUUUGGCUCCAAAAUAUGGUUUGGUAAAAGGGACAUCAAUGCUGAAAACUGGCACUUUAAAGCAAAAGUUCAUCAGGUAA
Messenger RNA from Gossypium arboreum, 2768 nucleotides. Its product is annotated as protein FLOWERING LOCUS D. The record is from RefSeq and is a predicted model, not a curated record. Gene Ontology annotation, molecular function: protein binding; oxidoreductase activity. Lineage: Eukaryota; Viridiplantae; Streptophyta; Magnoliopsida; Malvales; Malvaceae.